Messenger RNA from Penicillium manginii, 1257 nucleotides. RefSeq lists its product as uncharacterized. The transcript is spliced from 8 exons. Lineage: Eukaryota; Fungi; Ascomycota; Eurotiomycetes; Eurotiales; Aspergillaceae. Bases 1 to 1257 code for a protein of 418 amino acids. Gene Ontology annotation, biological process: biosynthetic process; amino acid metabolic process. The record is from RefSeq and is a predicted model, not a curated record. Gene Ontology annotation, molecular function: pyridoxal phosphate binding; transaminase activity.
AUGUUAUCUUCUCGUGCUCUUCAGAAUGUUGAGCAACUGGAACGUCCCUUCCGUUUUACUCCAACUCCGGAUUAUAACCCUGAGACCAAUCCUCAAGGUCUUAUUUCAUUUGGCAUGGCAGAGAAUAGACCAAUGAGGUCUGAAAUUGUGAAAUACAUUAACGACAAAGUUACGUUCACACUUGACUCAGUCAGCUACCGCUCGAGCGCCACUAUAAAUGCUCGUCUUCCGGGAAUUGCUGCAGCUCACUUAGACAAGGUCUUGGGCACACAUUCACCAAUUAAUCCGGAUCAUGUUUUCGUCGCGGAUUCCCCGACGUCUCUGGGCAACAUGCUCGGUUUCAACCUCGCAGAGCGGGGAGAAGGCAUUAUCGUUAAUCGCCCCGUAUACGGCCGCUUUGAGCUGGACUAUGGUGUCGAGGCGGGCGUUGAAAUUGUCUAUGCCGAUACCACAACCGAUGAGGCUUUUACGCCGAACUCUGUGGCUAAGUACGAGCAAGCUUUAAUUGAAGCCGAGCAGCGAGGCAUCAAAAUCCGUGCGGUACUCCUAGUCAACCCACACAAUCCUGUCGGUCGUUGCUAUCCCUCUGACACCCUGAGACAUAUUGCAAGGUUUUGUGACAGAAAGAGUCUUCAUCUUAUUAGCGAUGAGGUAUAUGCAUCCUGCGUCUUUGACUCAGGUGAUCCUGAUGCGGUGCCAUUCACUUCUAUUUUAUCGUUAGAUCUGCAGGGCUUGAUCGACCCAAAUCUUGUCCACGUUCUAUAUGGAUUUAGCAAGGACUUUGCUUCUGGGGGUCUGCAUCUUGGCUUCUUGGUAACUGCAAAUGAGCAACUUCGCAAGGCAUGCAAAAUGGUUCUGCGGCUUCAUGGUGCUUCCCAGGCUGCAAUUACGAUCGGGACUGCUAUCUUAGAAGAUCAAGACUUUGUAAAGAGCUUCCUAGCUAAAUCUCAGGCUAGCCUUGCAGCAGGCUAUCGCCUAGUGACUUCUACACUUCGCGAAGCAGGUAUUAACUACAUGAAAGGAGGCAACGCCGGAUUCUUUGUUUAUGUCGACUUGUCCCCUUUCCUCCCCGAUAUUGACUGCUCGGUUCAAGAACGCGAAUUUGCUCUAGCACAGCAGCUUCUUGAUGAAGGUAUUUUCUUACAUCCUGGGGAGGAGCACUCUAAGGAUGCGGGGUGGUUUAGGUUGGUAUUUUCCAAUGACGAACUAGCUCUGAAGGAAGGGCUGAGGAGGAUGUUGCGUGCUUUGAAUUUAUAG